CUUGGCGUCACGGCUACACGUAGGCGCAGCGACGCAGCACGUAGGGGAAUGUCAGCGUAACGGCGUUAUGGAAUUAGAAGGGAUUGACGUCCCCUAAGCUGAGGGUCUGGGGUUGGAGCAUCUAGACCACGUUAUAAUACUGGUAAUCCAUCUGGAACAAAUUGAUUGCUGCUCUGACUGAGAGUUGUCACACUGAAUAGAUGUUAUCGUCAGGAUUCUUCAUUGAUGGAUACGGUUCUAAAAUGUCUACCCUCCAACCCAGACGACCAUUGCUCACAACGAUGCAGACUUGGUCCCAAAGCGAUGGCUUUGAUUGGAGCAAAAGUCGGAUUCCCGGUUCUUGUCUCCUUGCAGAGUGGAAGCUGCUUGUGCACUGCUUGGCCCAGGAGAGAUCUGUGCGAUGGCUUUGUGCAAGCUGAUUAUAUGUGCUCGACUUCACAUAAACCCAUGGCUGUAUUUAAGGACACCGGCAUAUGUUUAAAUCAGAUAAAAUCCAUGGCUUCUACCAAACUCAGAAAGGUCUCAGUGAAAGUUGUAGUGAGAAGCCUAGAUGUGAAGCGGGCUACCUCAGAAGCAGCACUCCUUGAGACUGUCAGAGAUCUACUAAGAAACGUUUUUGUGCUGAAUGAUUAUGUGUUAUCUGUAAAUGCAGAUUCCCCAGUUGUUCACAUUGAAAUACUUGAUACAGAUCCUGCAACAAGCAAUGCCGGCCUUAUUACAGGCAAAACAAGCAUAGUCAUUAAAGAAGUCAUCACCCUUGAAUGGUACAAACAUAAGUUACAGGAGGCCCCUCAAUUAAAGGUUGCGGCUAUGGAUGACACGUGUGCCUCACUAAAGGAAAUAAUUCAUAUGCCGUUACAUUAUCCAGAGACCAUGCACAAACUUGGCCUCCCUUGCCCGAAAGGUGUUCUCUUGAUUGGGCCCCCAGGGGUUGGAAAGACCCUUUUGGUAAAGGCUGUAGCUAGAGAAGUCGGGGCGUAUGUAAUUGGCCUGAGUGGUCCCGCAAUUCACGGCUCAAGACCUGGAGAAAGCGAAGAGAAUUUACGGAAGAUUUUUGAAAAAGCAAGAGAAGCUGCAUGUAGUGGCCCAGCUCUGCUCUUUAUAGAUGAAGUUGAUGCCUUAUGUCCUAAACGUGGCCAUUCAAACAGUGCUCCCGAAAACCGCGUUGUUGCUCAGCUGUUAACUCUAAUGGAUGGUAUUGACAGUGACAAUAAGAUGGUUACUGUAGCUGCAACAAGCAGGCCUGAUGCCAUUGAUCCAGCAUUAAGAAGACCAGGCAGAUUUGACAGGGAGGUAAUCAUUGGAACUCCUACUCAUAAGCAACGGCAAGCUAUUCUGGAAAUGAUGAUAUCAAACAUGCCCACUGAUAGAGAUGUAGAUGCGGCAGCCUUGGCAGAUGUGACAGUGGGAUAUGUUGGUGCCGAUCUCACUGCCCUGUGCAGAGAUGCAGCUAUGCAGGCUGUACUUCAGGCCAGUUUGGACAGUCUGUGUAAUUUAGUGAGCAGAGCACAUUUUUAUGAAGCAUUUAAAAGGAUUCGACCCUCUUCCGCACGAAGCUCAAUUGGUCGGGUGGAGUUUAAGCCAGUUCAUUGGGAGCAUAUUGGAGGUCUUGAAGAUAUCAAGCACAAGCUAAGACAGAGCAUUGAGUGGCCCAUGAAGUAUCCAGAAGCUUUCAGUAGGAUGGGACUCACACCACCAAAAGGAGUUCUACUGUACGGGCCUCCUGGAUGUGCCAAAACCACAUUAGUAAAAGCUGUGGCAACAAGUUGUCAUUGCUCCUUCUUCUCUAUCAGCGCAGCAGAUCUUUUCUCUCCAUAUGUAGGAGACUCUGAAAAGACUUUGGCACAGGUGUUCAGACAAGCGAGGGCUAGCACUCCAGCCAUUGUUUUCCUUGAUGAAAUUGAUGCCAUGGUGGGGGCCCGAUCAGAAAGUAGAACAGGAUCUGGGGUCCAGGAAAGGAUCCUUUCUGUUCUCCUUAAUGAGUUGGAUGGCAUAGGCUUAAAGACUACAGAACGAAGAGAAACCACAAGGCUGUUGGAGAGUGAAGAGCAUUCAGAUGAGAAGCUGGAGUUUCAGGAGGUUCUGAACAAAGCCGUUAUGAUUGUAGCAGCAACAAACAGGCCUGAUACCUUAGAUGAUGCAUUGCUGCGACCUGGGAGACUGGACAAACUCCUGUAUAUUCCACUCCCAGAUGAAAAGGCACGAUUAUCUAUACUAAGGAUCUGUACUGCAAGUACCCCUUUAGCUGAUGAUGUGGAUCUAGAAACCCUGGCAGCUGAAACACCACUUUACUCUGGAGCUGAUCUACAGAACCUCUGCAAAGAGGCUGCCUUGACUGCACUACAUGAAAGUGGACUACACACUUCUUCUGUUAAACAAGAACAUUUUGAGAAAUCUUUGACAUCAGUAAAACCAUCUCUGAGUGUUAAAGAUUUGGGAAUGUAUAAAAAGUUAUGUGGCCGUGCCAUUAACUAUAAGAGCAGCAAUAUAUUUACUAAUAUAACUUAGCUAUAUUACAUGCUAUAAAUGGACUGUAUGCACAAAGAAUGGUGGAUGGACCGUGGACACAUGAACACAGUACUUGUGUUUCUGUUAAGUGGAUGCAACUUUUUAAAUAGGACACAUGUUCAUUCAGCUAAUCUACAGCAUAGCUGGUCAACUAGCCAUGGACUUUUUUUUUAUGCCAUUAUUUUGACAUUUUCCCCCUUAGAUUUGGCACUCUGUGUGAGUAAGAAAAUAUUGGGCAGGACAGUAUACAUUGUCCCCAGUCUCAGAUUCUAUAGCAGAAAAGAGAAACUAAGUCAUUAUUCUUAUAUAUACAUAAAUGGUUUAUUAUUUAUAAAAAGGCAUUUUUAUCCUCCUGCAUUCAUUGCAGUGCAUUAUGCAUUUACACUAUAGACAUAAACAUCACCCUCCCAAGUGAAUAAAAACACAACUUCAGUUUGUCAUUUACAUGUAUUAUUCUUCUUUAAAAUGUAUUUUUCUGGCAAUCAAAACAUUAAUAAAUAUGUUAUUACAACCCUCUGUGCAUUUGUUACAGAAUCAUUUUUAUUCUGUCAUAAGAUUUUGUAAAGAAAGAAAGGCAAGAGGCAACAAUUCAUCAAAACUUUGAAAU
Xenopus tropicalis (tropical clawed frog) is the source of this 3115-nucleotide messenger RNA. It is a transcript of the gene afg2b, whose product is annotated as AFG2 AAA ATPase homolog B. Bases 226 to 2508 code for a protein of 760 amino acids. Gene Ontology annotation, molecular function: ATP hydrolysis activity; ATP binding. The record is from RefSeq and is a predicted model, not a curated record. NCBI's taxonomy places the organism in Eukaryota, Metazoa, Chordata, Amphibia, Anura, Pipidae. The transcript has 11 exons. Gene Ontology annotation, cellular component: nucleus; cytoplasm; spindle.